Messenger RNA from Anthostomella pinea, 3585 nucleotides. The record is from the annotation of a GenBank genome assembly. NCBI's taxonomy places the organism in Eukaryota, Fungi, Ascomycota, Sordariomycetes, Xylariales, Xylariaceae.
AUGCUGAGACGGAGGAUAUUGAAUCGGGAUACCUCGAUCUGCGCAUUCUGUCGGUAUCGUCAAUCUCUCCGACUGCCCACUGCACGACCCCGCGCUUUCUCGAGCUCACCAUGUCACAAGAACGAUGACCAGAACCGGCCCAGCUGGGGGACCCCGGCCGGCGCAGCAUCUGGGGCUAGCUGGGGCAGCUCUCUCCCCUCGAACAAUGCCUCAGAUGAAGCAAAAAUUCCGUCCAGAGACGUCCCGAACCGCUCCGGCCCCGUGCAUCAGGACACACUGUUAAGCCGGCACGAGAUAGCGGCGCGAGAAGCAUUGUUGAAGAAGAAGCUUGCGCAAGAAGCACCACGGUCACCAGCCCCCGAGUUCGUCGAUGAGAGGGUCAAGGCUCGAUAUGUAUGGAACCCUGAGAGACAACAAGAAAUUGAGAGGAACCUAAGGAGAGAAAAUCCACUGCGUCUCAGAGACUACUCGGGAAUGCAAAGAGAACCUCGAACUUUCGUGCCGCCUAUACAGCGGGGAUCCGAUCCCGGUUCAAACACAUCGAUCAGAUUUGAGCGAGCCAGACCGUCAGACCAGAGGCCCCCUCCUAGGGAGGUGAAUUCAUUCCACAGGCGGAUCGUGAAUAACCCCGAGGAGUCCCCAGUGACCUUGGUUCCAUCAGCACCUGGUCGUAAUGAGAGGAGCACCUCUCCAAGGCAACGACGCGGGGAUCCGGCUCUGGAACUCGGCCAUGAUAUCGUCAGACCUCGUUUGUCAAAUAUGGCACAGAGUGGCAGUUUCUGGUCCACUCCACCACAACCAACAAAGACCUCAGAGGACUCGGGCUCUGCGAGACCUAUACCAUCACAUGCGGCAAGCGGCUGGCCAUCAGACGCUUCAGCAAGCAGGACAGCAGAGAGCUCCACAUCAGUUUCACGUGGUGAAUCUGAGAGACGGACACCAUUCAUGAAUAUAGGAACCCGGGAGAACCGCAAUAGAUUUGACCACAGUGCAAGUCGUGGUGAUAACGUUAUGCAACCGGCUUAUGGCAACGAUAGCUGGUCUCCACGUACGCGUAACCAACGAGACACAAUUCCCGGCGGAAGCAAGUCGAGGGACCGGGGACUAUCGGACAAUAACUUUUACCACACUCCGUCAAACGACAGAUUCAGCAGAAGUCCGACCAGGGACGUAGACUCGACGGCUGAAACGCCGACGCCUUGGCGUCAACUUGCGCGAAAACAAACUCAGGAAAAGUCAAAUAAGGGGGACUUUUGGGCUGCUUUUGGUUCUAAUAACGGCCGGGAUGCUGAAGGGCGGAAAUCCAGGAGUCAGGUAUCUGGAAAAACAGCGAAGGGGUCUCUGGACAGCAAGAUUGUUGGUCGUGAAGAUCCAAAACCCAAUCCCUCGGAUGACUGGGGCAAGGAGUUCGAUCAGAGAAUUGAGUAUAGAAAGAUGAACCGGCAACAACCCGCAGCAAGCGAAGCCAAGUCUGAAACAAAGGAGGUUCCGUUACCGCAAUCUGACUAUGAAUCUCAAAGUAGAUCUCAGAAGCCCAAAGGCCGGGAUCGAGACCGAGAUAGAAGGCUGGAACGAUUCGAAAGAGAAGAGCGAACGGAUAAAGCACGCGGGAAGCGAUCAAAGCGGCAAUCUCGAUUUGGUGAUGCUGAUGAAGACGAGGAGGUUGUCAGCAGUUUCGACCGCUAUCAGGAGAGACGACGGCAAAAGGCAGAGCGCAAGGCGCAGCGCGACUCCGAGCAGACAGAGCCAAGACCGAUUCUCCUGCCAGAACUGAUCAGUAUAACGGCCUUGGCGGACGCGCUGAAGAUCAGGCCAGACGAGUUCUUGGUCCAAUUAGGCGAGCUGGGCUUCGAAGGCGUGACGUUGGACAGUCUCAUGGCGGGUGAGACCGCGGCACUGGUCGCGCAAGAAUAUGGCUACGAGCCCACCGUCAGGUCGGGCGAAGGUGAUGACCUCAAACCCCGUCCUCCACCCGUGGAUCCUUCAGUUCUACCGGAACGACCGCCCGUUGUAACUAUCAUGGGCCAUGUAGACCAUGGUAAGACGACGCUCCUCGACUACCUGCGCAAGUCCUCCGUCGCAGCACAGGAACACGGCGGCAUCACCCAGCACAUCGGUGCCUUCUCCGUGAAGCUUUCAUCGGGAAAACCUAUCACAUUCCUUGAUACCCCUGGGCACGCAGCAUUCCUCACAAUGCGACAGCGAGGUGCGAACGUUACCGACAUCGUCGUCCUGGUUGUAGCCGCGGAUGACAGUGUCAAGCCUCAGACCAUCGAGGCACUGAAGCACGCACGCGCUUCAAAGGUGCCCAUAAUUGUAGCGAUCAACAAGAUCGACAAGGAUGGUGCCCGCAUUGAUCUUGUGAAGCAUGACCUUGCUGAGAACGGCGUUGAGAUUGAGGAUUUUGGAGGAGACGUCCAGGUCGUGUGUGUCAGUGGCAAGACCGGUGAGGGUAUGGCCGACCUAGAAGAGAACAUUCUUACACUUUCCGAAAUUCUGGAUCACCGAGCCGAAGUUGAUGGCCCAGCCGAAGGAUGGAUCCUCGAGAGUAGCCUCAAAACGACGGGCAAGGCCGCCACUGUACUUGUCAAACGAGGUACACUGAGACCAGGUGACUACAUUGCGGCUGGUCUAACAUGGGCCAAGAUCCGACAUCUCCGCAACGAAGCUGGUGUUGACGUCGAUGAGGCACCGCCCGGAAGUCCCGUCGAAAUUCUAGGCUGGAAAGAUCUUCCCGCUGCUGGAGAUGCCGUCAUCCAAGCGCCGGACGAGGGCAAAGCCAAGAGUGCAGUUACCUACCGCGAGGGCCUUCGUGAGCGUGAGAAGGAUGCCGCCGAUUACGAGGUCAUCGGCGAGGCUCGUAAAGCCCUGCAAGAGAAGCGUGCUCGCGAGAAAGCAGCUGCAGAAGGAGCGGAAGAUCCCACAGCCGCCGAGGAGCUAGCCGAUGAAGAGGAUGGCACCAAGCUGGUCAACUUUGUCGUCAAGGGCGACGUCCACGGCUCGGUGGAGGCAGUAUGCGCCGCGAUCCUGGAGAUAGGCAGUCACGAGGUGCGGCCGCGAAUCCUGCGGUCAGCAGCCGGCCCGAUCAGCGAGUUCGAUGUCGAGCACGCGGCGACGUCCAAGUCGACCAUCAUCAACUUCGCCACGACGACGCCAGGCUACAUCAAGCGGAUGGCCGAGGAGCAAGGUGUGCGCAUUCUCGACCAUACCAUCAUCUAUCAUCUCGUCGACGAAGUGAAGGCCAAGCUCAGCGAGUACCUGACGCCCGAUGUCACUAGCCGCGUUCUGGGCGAGGCCGAGGUUCUGCAGAUCUUCCCGAUCAACGUGCGCGGGCGCGUGUACAAGAAUGUUGCCGGCUGCAGGGUGCGCAACGGCGUCGUCGCGCGGAACAGCCUGUACCGUGUGUUCCGGAAGGGAGAGAAGCUGUAUGACGGCAAGCUCGAGACCCUGAAGCACAUCAAAAAGAACGUGGAGGAGAUGCGCAAAGGUGCCGAGUGUGGCAUAGGCUUCGAGGACUUCCAGGACCUCGAGAUUGGCGACCAGAUCCAGGCGUACGACGAGGUCAAGACGGCACGGACCUUGUAA